Paramuricea clavata is the source of this 20558-nucleotide messenger RNA. Lineage: Eukaryota; Metazoa; Cnidaria; Anthozoa; Malacalcyonacea; Plexauridae. The record is from the annotation of a GenBank genome assembly.
AUGUCAACGCUUGUAUCCGAAACUUGGCUUACUCAAUCGCAUCUCGUCAUUUUUACCUUUCGUAAUUCAGUUUAUUCCGCGUAUAUCUACAAACAAACUAUAGUACUCAUUUUGGUUCAACUGUUUGGCAUGAGUGCGGAACAAGGAUUAUCCUUCAACAAGGCAAGCGAAAAUGUUCUCAGGAGAUGGGCAGCGAACUGAAGCUGCUAACAUUGCAUAGCAUGAGACGAUUUUUACGCUUUAUGAGAGCAGCAGUGUUUCAUCGGAUAUAAAGUCAAAGAUACGAGGCGAAGCCGAGUAUCUUUAGGUCUGAUAAAACACGCACUGCGAAAUCUAUGUUUUAAAUUGCUUCAAAAACGAUCGAUCUAGUAAGUUCAUUGGCGAAGUAAUUUUCAAAAAAUACGUUGUGUAUAAGUGUGUGGUAAGUCGAGAAAAUCAAAGUUAAAGUUUAUGUAAAUCAAGGGAAAUAUCAGUCUAUCACGUAUAAAGAUACGACACGCUUAUGAUUCUUCUUUUUGUUAGUGUAUUCAUGCAUUUUUAUUCCCCUUAAUUGUAACUGCUAGAAUUAUCAAGUAAAAGAGAUCAACUCCAAUCUAAAAUUCACUAUGUUUAAAAUAUCUCUUCAUAGUCUGGUUUUCAUUGGAUUACUGUAAAUUCAUGAUGUUCACAUACCAAGUUUGCUUUCAUGUCCUAUCAUGACCGUCUAAUUGCGUCAAUAAAAUGCUAUGUCUAUCAUUAAUAAUUCCGGCUGUCGCGAUUAUACUACUAUGUGUUAAUCAGUGUCAAAGUGUUCGUUACAUAUUUGGAGUUGAAGAGCGCGGUUGCUCUGACGAUCCGACCUUGGAAAUGUACUUUUAGUGGAAUAGUAGAAUAUUAGAAUACUACGCCGAAUAUUACGCCGUUGUGGAAUAGUAGAAUAUUACGCCGUUGUGGAAUAGUAGAAUAUUACGCCGUUUCAUAAAUCAUAACCUAUAUCGUCACGUGUGAAUGCAAUUAAUAUUAUGUGCCUUGCACAACGUCAAUAAUCUUUUAGUAACACUAUACUGAAUUGUUAUUUUAUGCAUGCAGUGGCGUGUUUUACCAAAUAAGGCCAAACAUGCAAGGUGAAAGCCAUUCUCGUACCCAGAGCCCUUCUUACGCGCGUUCGAAGCCUUCAACAAAUCAAUUUUUGUGUACUCAAUCCAUCCGGGCAAAUGUCAGCCGACUCGGCCUGCUUACUCAACCAAGUACAUUCAAGAGGAGGAACUAACAUUUUUUAAACCGUUUGUUUUUAUUAUAGCACAAAAUUUGUGAAAAUAUCAGUGCGAUUGAUCAUUGACCAAAUUAUGGGUUAAUCAUACGAGUCCUGAGGUUAAACUGUCAUUUUUCAUGGUUCUCGAGUUGCAAUUUCAAAAUACUGACUGCCUCAAAAGCUCAAUUUUUUACAGGACCAUCCUCAGAGAUAUGGAAAACGAGUUUCAUAUUAUUGUUAAAUAUUUUCGCGGCGACUUAUAAGUCUCGUUACCAAUCCCCGUUGACUCGAUAUGGGUAGAGCGGCUGUCUAGAUCCGAAGAUGUGAGUUUAGGUCCCACUUCCGUCCCCGGGAAAAUUUUCAAAUUUUGAGUCCCUGAGUCAAGCAUUUUGGGGGUGAAAUGUUGCAGAAUUCCGAAGUUUAUAAAGUACAUCAAACUAAAUUUUCCCAGACAUUUCUACUCGGAAUUAAAUAAAUUGGAAAAGUCACCUUGAAAAACAAGAGGGGUCAGCGUCACCUUAUUUUCCCUCUGUGAUGCUGGGGGAAGAAAAUCCCAAUGUGAUUUUGAUCAGAAAUGUUACAUUUAAAUCAUCAGUCUAGGUUCUAUGAGACACCAUUUCCGCAUUCUCAAAAUUGUGUUGCUUUUUUAUACGACACCGGAUACAGAAUGAGUCUGAGAAGAAUAUUCAUGUUAUGAUAAUGCAUAUACAUGUAAAUCUAAACUAAAUUUGACUAUUUUCCUGGAACCAUAUCUACAACUGCACGAACAAAUCAAGUUCCUCCAGUAUAUCGUCGUUUUCCUCAGUCGAGACGUACUUAAUCAGUUUCAGCUUCGAGCAUGUAACGUGUACCACCCCCCCCCCCCUGAGGCCCCCUCCAAUUUCUCUACGGAUUUAGACUUUUUCAGAGAAUUUUUUUGGCGAUUGGGCCCCCUCGGCUAGGCUACUGCAUACGGCAAUUCAUUCUUACAGGAAUACGAUAAUAGGCAUAUGUGCAAUUAGACCAUCUAUCUAAUUAUAUCUAUAAUUAUUUCCCCUGAUUGACAUGAAUAUACAAUUUUAAUAACGUACAGUUAAAGAUCGAUUAAACUGAGUAAUAUCAAAGGAUACUGGCCCCUAGAAAUAAUCUUUUUGGAUUAAAACUGGCCAGAAUAUUUAUUUUUUGCUAUGAACAGGCGGAGGAAAGAGGAAAUCAUUAUAUCAUAUAUGCUACAAAAUUACAACACACAACAACACACACUACAUGACACACCGUGUAUUAAUUAAAACAAAAUUUCGGCAAAAUUAGAAAAAUAUGUAGGUAAAUGUUCAUAGUUCAAUAUGUUACACACAUAUUUAAUAAAGAUUUAACACAUUCUGCUUCAUUUUAUAUUUAAUUGAGCAGAUCUUAAUGUCUUUUUUAAUAGAGUUCCAAACUGUUGGACCUAUAAACGUUCCAAAAUUAUUUCGCACAUCAGGAAUAUAAUACGAUUGUUUAGCAGCAUGCCUUGUAUGAUCAGACAUAAAGAUACGAGGCGAAGUCGAGUAUCUUUACGUCUGAUAAAACACGCACUGCGAAUGUUUUUUAAAAAUUGAUUCAAAAACGAUCGAUCUAGUAAGUUCAGUGGCGAAGUAAUAUUAAAAAAAUACGUUGUGUAAGUUGAGAAAAUCAAAGUUAAAGUUUAUGUAAAUCAAGGGAAAUCUCUAGCUAUCACAUAUAAAGAUACGACCAUAGAUAUCUUAUAUAUACACUAGAUAGUGCAUCUAAUUAUUCUGCAAUUCAAAAAUUGUAGCCGUGAUUGCAGACUCAGGAUAUUCCUCUGAAAUGAGAAGAUUCGUAUGUUUUCUAUUUCUUAAACAGGGAACAUUAAGUUAAACCUAUUCAAAACACAUUUUUAAACUAUUCAAAUGACGAAAGUUAUUGUUGUUUUUUAAGCGUUUAUUAGCGAGUGGGAACUACCAACAUGGCCGCCAUCUAUUCAAAUGGGGGUAACCGCUGGAAUAUUCUUGGCUUCAAUUUUACUAAAAGAGAUUCUCUAUCUAGUGUAUAUAAGAUAUCUAUGGAUACGACACGCUUAUGAUUUUCUUUGUGAUUUCUUCAUGAAUUAUAUUAAUUAAUGAGUUUUUGAAUAUGAUUACGAAGACGAUUAAUAUCAAUGAAGAAAUUAUGAGAAGACAACUACCACUGAUCCAGACACGAUUUCUAAAGAAACAUUUCAAAAUUUGUAAACAAACUGCAUGCUGGGACGUUUACUUUGAAUUUUAGUUUAACCUAGGGUUAAGCUUAUUGGCUUUAUCGAACAGCUUUAUCGAAUAACUCUAACCUUUCUGUUCAGUUUAGCCAACAAAAUUCCAAAUUAUAUCAAUAUAUUGUUUUGAAACAUUAGGUAAACCUUGAAGUACUUGACCGUCACGAUGCAGAAGUCGAUCGUUACGUAAUCAAGCUUGAAUUACGUCAUCCACGCGUCAUUCGCACGAAAGGAGGACGAACAAUCAAACAUGUCGUUGACCACAACUUGGAAGAGAAACUAUCUCAGCCAUUUUUCUUCGUUCAGAAUCCCAACGGAGAAGUGACUCAUGUGUUUUAUCCACAUGAUGAUUCUCCUGACCUUGUUGGAAUGAAGAAAGGUAAAUUUAUUGGAUUCAUUAUACGUUUAGAAAAAAACAUUAUAGCUAAAUUAGGCUGGCUUCAUUAAAGUUCCGUCAGUUCUAAGCAGUUCUCCCUAGAAAUUGUCAACAGGCACGGUUAAAAUAAUAAAAAAGAUGGUGGAAAAUUUGUUUUCGAAAGGUUUUAUAUGAAAUAAAAAACCAAGACUAUCUGAAGACGUUUAAAGGUAGGGAGCCAAAUUUAAACCAUAUUUUAAUAAUAAAUUUGCCGCUACUUGCCAAAAAAUGUGACACGAAGACAGACAGUGGGACGGAAUUACAGAAUACAGAGCACAUUUUUUUGUGCAUAUUACAGGCGCGCAAAGACGUUGAAAUUCCAGUUGCUUGUAGCUAAUUAAUUAAUGAUAUGUUUUUUUUUAUGUUAAUAGCUGUAAUAUUUUAAAUGAAUGGACUUUUUGUGUGCUUCCGAUUUUCGAGUUUUUCAAUAUAAUUUUAAUGUUAAAUUUUGCCUAUGCAUGUCAGUUGGCAGUAUUGUUUUUCAGUUAUUCUCUGAUGUAUUUAAUCGAUUUCACCACAUCAGGAUUGCUUGGCGUGCAUUUUAUACGUUUCUCAAUGUGAACUACUGCAACGUUUCGGGAAUCCAUAUUGUUUGCAGUUUGAAAACAUCAGUUAAGUUCUGGACUUUUACUGUCGUUCCAAUUGAAGUGUUCCUCAAAUAUUGAUUCAAUACAUUACCUCGGGCUGACCAAUUAAUUUCAUCAAGUUCCUCGAAAUAUUCAUACACUUCCUAGUAUAAUUGUAAACUUCCUGUUGAAUAGUUUGAAUGCACCAAUCACCUUUGUUGUUUGUGCAACUAACCAAUCAUAAAUUGAAAGGAAGUGACCAGAAAUGAUCAAAUUCUUGGAAUUGGCUCUUUCACAGGAAGUGUAUGAAUAUGUCGAGAAACUUGAUGAAAUGAAUUGGUCAGCCUGAGGUAAUGUAUUGAAUCAAUAUUUGAGCAACACUUCAAUUGGAAUGACAGUAAGUCGUCCUCUUUUUCCUUAAUAUCAUGACUGUUAUUCGGCCUGUUUUAAAACAUUUUCAAGGCUCACGAACCGUGUACUUUGGAAACGCUUUUUGCUGAGAUGUUUGCCAAAGGUAAACAAAAACCACAGGCAAAGCAUGCGAAGGUUGAAAGAAGUCCGUCAAACGCUCGUGCAUGCUUUUAAAUUUCAUUUAAAUCUUUCCAAUUGUGGUUGGAGUUAGUAUUUUCAGUAGGAGUAUAUACUACAGUCACCAAAACAAUUAGACAACUCGGCCUCGUUGUCUAUAGCGAAUUAAUCCUUGGAAUCACAAUCCUGACCCUUAUCGUUCCCCUAAUUCAAACAUAAUAUUAAUCCCAUUCCUAACCCUUUACUAAUCCUAAUUCUAGAACUUUUUCAUUCUUUCCAGGUGUCGUAAGUGCCUUUCACCUGAAGCUCCACCCAGACUUCAAGAUGACGUCAUCCAAUAUCGAAGAAGAAGACGACUCCGGUGUCCACGUGACCUACUAUGACGUCAUCCAUAGAAACACCACUCACGUCGACUUCACAAAACAAUGGAAUGGCGACGAUUACACGAAACAUGCAGACGGACGACCUGUGGAGGGCAAACAACAUGUUAAAAGUCGCUACAACUCGGCUGUAAAGAUUGAAGACAACGCCAUUAAAUCUGUAAAGAGAACACACUUCUCUCAGUUGCAUGACGAAAACCCGUACAAAAGGCACUUAAAUAACCCUGAUUUUCAAAAUCAACCUGAUUUUAAUAUGAAAGCAUCCGGAGAAAGCCACCUUAACUUGCUUAGCUGUUCAAGGAAACCUCGGCGGAGUAAAAGGUCCUCAGGAAAUGAGAAAGCUGCGUCCUCACUGGCUAAUCUAAAACAGGAUACUUUAACUCACGGCGAUGUGCAUCGCAGGCGGUGGUCGGACAUCGGUAAUCAAAAGAAACCAACCCGAACGUUUUACGAACUGCUCCGAUGUUAUUCAGAUCCUUCCGUAAAGAAAAACGAACUAUCGCAGUGUAUCAAAGAACUUCAUUAUCUAGCCCGAACCGACGACGAGACUCACCGAAACAUAGCCGAGCUCACAUUAUCGCGCAGCCAUCAGAAUUUUUCUACAUGGUCGGGGUUAGUCGGAGCUCUUGUUGUUAAAGGGGACUAUGAGACGCAGAAGAUAUUAACAAGGGCACUUUUGUCCGAGGACCCGCGGCCCCUCACUGAUAAAGAACACUCGAUACUGCUUGAGGCAGUGUUCUUUAUUCCGGCCGGACCUCUAUACUCGGAACUAUUACAAGCGCUGCUAUCUCUUCAUAAAAACAACAGUAAAAGUGAGGAGGUCACCGUCCGAGCAAUGUUGGUUAUGUCGGGGUUGGUUCGUCGUGUUCAUGAAGCUGGCUAUAACAGGUCGCUGUCUGAUAGCAUUGCACAACAUCUUCACCAGAGCUUUAAAACCCAUCCAUCCCGUUUCCAUGACGACGAAAGCGAAUUACGUGAGACAUACCUUCGCAACCAUAUAUGGGCUUUUGGUAACUUAGGUCAUGCGUCAUCUCUAAACACAAUCAUCCGUCAUUUGGACCACGACAGCUCCGGGAUCCGUUACUCCGCUGUAUCCGCAUUACGCAAACUUCCAUUCCAUGACACUGACCAUCACUUACUGCGAGCUCUAAAGCAUGACGAACACAUGACUGUAAAAGCCGGCGUGAUCGAAGUGUUCCUAGAACGCCGACAGAAUAUUUCGGACGAAAUGCGUGAAGCAAUCGAAGAUGCACUUUGGUCAGCCGAGGAUGGAGACGAACUCGACUCAAAGAUUACAGAAUUUCUAGACAAACAUGGCGACGACUCACAUCAUACUAUCAAACAAUUACGAAAGCGGAGAGCAGCUAUACGAAGGAAGAAAAGGGCGCUUAUCCCAGCUUUGAAACCAAGAGAGUUCUCCUUGGGACCAAGGCGGGAAUGGAGGAAAGGGUUUGGAGGCAGGAGAGCUGGAUCUGAAAUCAUAAUGAGGUAUGCAUGUUGUUGACCAAGGCAUAGGUGAGCUACAAAACAUGAUGGCGAACUUUUGUCAACUUCGGCGUCUGCUGAUUUAUUCAGAGAAAUCACUUAGUUUUACCUUGCGGAGACAAAAUUUCCUUUCGAAAAAAACCCCACUAAAAUUCUGAGAAUUUUCAGAAAUUUUGGAAAACAUUGUUUUGCUUUUAGUUUUCAACCUUCGACCUGGAUGAACAUGCAACAGCCUGUAUUUGUUGUAACUGUUCCAUUUACUUAGGAAAUAACAUACCCUACGGCAAAUGUUUGGCUAACGUUUCUUGUUUUAUCACUCCACCUUUGCGGAGCAUACAUGUUCAAUAGGAAAAAUAUUUCUUUAACAAUGUUUUCAGUUUGCCCUAAACCAAAGACUUUAGACUGUCCAUCAAGUAAUAGCUCUUUUAGAUUCUUUUAGGUUUCCAACAUUAAUUUAUUAUAGGUUCGUGAACCAAGUGAAACUACGGAUCGGCAUCUUUGGAGGAAAGUUUGAGGUAGACAUGGAUAAUUUAGCUCAUCUUCGUGCUCACGUGAUCAAGUGGCAUUUUGAUAUCAUUAAAGGUAAAGCCGCGUUCAAAAUGUCGGCGCGAUUUAAGAACGACAUCCCGAAAGAUUUAAUCCACGCAAUCUCCGACUCAGCGGACGACAUUCUUGCCAGUGUUGAUUCGCUUACCAGCAUCUUUACGAAACAUAUUCAAAACUUUAUUAACAAACUAAAAAAUCAUCUACCGUUGGAUUCAAAUGAGUUUCUGGAAUUCAUCUCAAGAGCAACUGAGUUUUUGAGGCGUUCUAUUCAGGCCACGCGCUUUGGAAAGUUUUUCAGCCAAAUUGGUAAAGGUCUUAAAAACGCGUUGCGUGUAAAUGAACUCUGGAGGAAAAUUGCUAGUCUGGUUAACAAGCUUUUACGGAAUCUCAAAAACUUAAGUCUAUCCAACGGGCCAUUUGGAGAAGCAUUCCAAUUUCUUACAAAAUUGGUCGAUCUCGUUUUGAGAAUUGGCUCUGAGCUCCCACGCGGUUUUCCGGUAAAUUUCAACAUCAAGGAAUUUCUAGAACAUAUAUCUGGGCGAUUUGAUUCGAUCGAUGAGGCAGUCUCGGAUUAUUUUAAGAAAUUGGGUAUCAGCGUUCCGGGAAAUUUCUUCGGAAUGCUACAUUUUAAGAUCACUUUGCGUUUCCCGACUUCCCUGGAUAAGUUCAAGACCGUCACGGUGAGGUUAAUAAAUUUCGGAAAUAAUUAUCUGGAAAUGCUUUCUGUUUUCCGGGAAAUGAUCAGGAUUGAGUUACCGAGAAUUCACCUGCCGGAAUUCGGCCUAACCACCGGCGGAAACCGAUUCUUCGAUUUUGGGUUAUCUUUCGAGUGGAGGAUAAGAUUCAAUUUUAAGAUCGACUUUUCCAAACCAGAUUUCGCAGAUCUGCAGAACUUUUUCCGUUAUUUAGCGGAAAUUUUCCAACAGCUUGAUGGCCCGAAUAUAGACUUGGAACGAUUUUUCCGGGAAUUUUUACCCAGUUGGAGAAAAGAGUUGGGCUCUAUAAACUCAGAACUAUUCCGGAAUACGACAGGUUUGAAGAUUGGCCAAUGGUUCCGAGAAAUUAUGAAAGAAUUUGAGAAUAUUCUGGGGCAGCAAGAUGGAAAAUUUCUGGACUUUAGUGACACUGCAAAAUUCUUAGAAGAAUUAGGAAAAGAGGCUGGGAAAUUUUCUAAGAAAGCCCUCAAGAAGGUUUGCAAGUUUCAAGGAUUCAUGGUGAAGUCUUCUGGAAAAUUACAAGAAUUUGGCGAAACUUUGGAAAAGGAAACGAUCGUUGCGAUCAGAAAAAUCGAAGACGAAGCACAAGCUGUUAUCGCAGAGGUCGUCAAUGUCACGUUAUUCGUGGAUAGACUUACAGACGAUCUCCAAAAAAAUCUUUCGAACACGGCGAAGAAAUUUGUAGAUCAGUUUUUAACAAAGUUGGAAACAUCGCUUGAAAAUGUUAAAGAACUGGCUGAUAAUGUUGCGGAGUUUACUAGCAACUCGACCGACGAGCUAGCUGGUUUCUGUCACAAAACGGCCGACGUAUCCGGAGAAAUUUUGGACAAAAUUCAGUCCGAAGCCGAAAAUGCUGUGAAAGAACUAGCCGAGUUUAUUACUACGAAUUCUCAAGGUUUUACUAGCCUUGUAAACCGUUUCAAAACUGUCGUUACAAAUGUAGAGACCUGGCAAAAGAAAAAUUUACAAAAACGUUUAGGAAAGUUUGCUCGUGUCGCGGCAACGCUUGAAGAAUUCUUAUCCUUGCUCAAAAACGAAAACAAAUUUUUGAAAAGCGUUCACAAAGUCUCCAGGAAUAUUAACGUUGUUGUAAAGAACUUGAAUCGACUACCCGAACAUGCCGAAAAAGCCCGACAGGCCGCCGAUAAAGUCGCCGACUUUGCUACGAACGCGAAGCGUUGGGAGACCGAAGUUAAGAAACUUAACAUACAAAAGAAAUUCAAAUUAGACUUCGACGACAAAUUGCGAAAACUCUGCAACGAAUUUCAAGCUCUAGCCCAGGAUUCCGUGAACAAAAUCCGAGGUGAUAAUUUGUUUGGAACAUUCCGUGAAUUUGUGACAAAAGAAACAGACGCCUUGAUUUCUCGCGGAGUUGGAAAAUUAGAUUUACUGAAAGAACCGUUAAAGCGAGUGCGAAGCGAGGUUGAAAAGGUUUCGGAGUCUGUCAGCGAAGUCGAAGCGGUUCUUAUUGAAAUAAAACCAUUUUCUAAAAACUUUUCACCGAUUUUAAAAGAAGUCGGCCAACUGCCAAACUGUACGGAAAUUGAGUUUAUAUUUGAUAAUAUUCUCACCAAAUGUGGAAGAGGUGCAAAGGCAUUUGGUAAACAAGCUUAUGGGGAAUACAAGAAUUUGAGGUCCGAAGUCAAAGCAUUCUUGGAGCUUUUACCAGACGAGUGGGAGAGUUUAAGUUUACGGAAAUGUGUCAUAGGCGGCACGUGUCUUUCCGAGGCGUUCACGAAACAGGCUCAAGGUGUUUCAAAGAAGAUUAAGACAUUGAAAAAGAAAUUUGAAAAUAAAGAAUUGCUUGAAAGCUUGGAGCCUUGUAAAACUGCCGUGGAAGACGUUUCUCGUGUCGUGGAGAAAGUGAAGAAUAUUUCAGUAUUGGUGGAGGAGUUUUCAUUGAAAGGUGAAGUGUUGAAGAUUAAAGAUUUGGCUCGCAGGAUUACUGGGAAGUUUUCAGGGGAAAGUGAUGGCCAGGUUUGUAUGUUUUUUAACAUCCUUCGUUAUUAUGGCUCCCUAUACUAUGUCUCCCUAUACUUUGUCUCUCUAUGCUUUGUCUCCCUGUAUUAUGUCUCCCCUUACUCCUAUCUUACUUGCUUUACCUGAGUUCACCUCUGGACUAUACGAUGUCAUACCAUAGAUACCAUAGCUUGUCUUACCUUUUCAUACCUUAACUUACUACACCAUACCACACCAUAUACCUUACACCAUACCAUAUCAUACAUUCAUACCAGAUCAUACCAUACCAUACCAUACCACACACCAUACCAUAUCAUACCUUAUCGUACACACCAAAAGGGAUGGAUCCAGCAUGAUCUGGUGGGGAGGGGGGGGGGGUGCUCUGGUGCCGACUGCCGAGUUGUGUCGGUCAUGUGUGCCCCCCGCCCAUCAACUACUGUAUUUAAAUAGCAAUUGUUGUUCACAAUUCAUUUAUCAUCAUGGUAUUACUCAAAUUACUGUAUCUCAUUUUGUCUUUUUUGCUUUAUCAUGAAAAAUAGCAGCCCCCCUGCACCCCCUCUAGCCAGGACUAGGGGGGGGGGGUGCGCACCCCCCUGGCCCAAUAAAUCCAUCCCUACACACCAUACAAUACCAUACCAUACCACACCUACCAUAUCAUACCAUACCACAUCAUGCCAUUCCACAGCACACCAUAUCACACCAUAUCAUACCACACCAUAUGAUACUUCUACACCCUUGCCUUCCUAGGUCCAAAAACGCUCAGUCAGUGACCUCGCCAAGAAAGUAAAGAACCUUGCUCAACACAUAAAAAAAGCGACAGAAACCAAAGAAAAAAUCGAACAACUCGUUGAAGAAGUGUUUAGCAAACUAAAAAGCAUCUAUAUCGACAACAUCGAACCUUUCCAAGACAACCUAAAAGACGUCCAGCAAAAACUACAGUUAUCUUAUGACCUGAGUAAAAAAUCUAACGUCAUAAAUCCAAGUUUGCAAGCGGUAGACACAGUAGUGCGAGCAAUGACUGACUUUACUGUAGUUGCUCAAAAUGUCGUCGGCCCGUUGGAGGGAACUGUUUUAGACGUACUUUCAAAAACCUCCGACUUCACCGACGUUUUUGACGAUAAACUAAAAGGCUAUGGGGAAAAAGUACAAAAAGUUUCGGACGAAGUAAACGGCUUUCUGGAUAAAAUUAUCUCGUUCUUGAAUACAAUUCAAUUGCGUCAGAAAGGAUUGGAUAUCCGGGACUAUAAACCCUGGAACCAAUAUCCGUACUGUUCGGAAGAAGUGUGCCUCAGGUUACUCCGCAGAUCAUCCAAACUAUAUCUCAAGAUUGUUUUCCUUUGGAAGUUUCCACAUUUGGACGAUUUGUCUUCCAUUUCUAAGUCGGGCAAGUGGUUAGUACCCGGUCUCUUUGAUGACUACAAAGUGCGCGGUAUUGCGCCAUUGUCUAAGAACGAGAUGGUACUGGGCAUGCGCGGUGUGGCUUCAAAUACUGGCAAAGCUUCGCUAUUGGUUGUGAUCGAUAUAAGGUCAUCAAAAAGUCAAAUUGUUAAGAUUAUUCAACUUCAGCAAAACGGUCAACCUUUCACAGGCGAUAUGGGAGGUGUUGCAGUCGUAAAAGAUACCUACAUUUGGAUGAGCAGUGGUAAUAGUCUCUAUGCUGUAAAGUUAUCUGACGUUCGAAAUAGCAUGUCAACCAGUGUCCCUUCGACCAUCAACAUUGCUAGAACAAAGUCACUUUCCCACCAAGCAACUUCGCUUUCUUAUGAUAGUCUAGAUAGCAAAAUUUGGGUAGUUGACAGUGGUAGUUAUAAAGUUCAUUCCUAUGACGUGAGUCCGUUUGGCGAUGUGUUGUUACAAAAGGAAACCCUCGAGACGGGCCAAUACACGCGUGGCUUCGCGAUUGUCCGACAAUUCGGCGUGAAAUACGCCGCCGUGGCUAAGUGUGCACUGGUUGGUGGAUACCAAUGCAAGCUUGAAUUCCAUAACGUUGACAGUGCUGUUCUGGAUGAAUCGACGGUUCUGAGAGUUGUGCGAACACCCACUGGCCUAGAAGGUAUCCAGACUGUGGACUCAGAACACAUCGUGACCGCCUUCUCGAGCGGGACAUUUUCGGACAAGGAUAAGAUCGAACGAAUAGCUGGCGAUUUCGAAGACAGGUUUUUCAAAUUUAAAGUGCCGAUUCUUACAACCGGUUUUGACAUCACGGAGAAUUGUGUGUAUCUAAAAGUGGCAUGGGAUUGGAUUAUCCCAGCCAGGCGUCUGUUUCCUCUGGGCGAGAUGAAGUGUGGUGAACGUAGAAAACGAAGCGCUCUAGAGAAAGCAUUGGAUGCUGAUGUGUACACCGAGGAACUUGAGAGGCAUAAGAGGGUACGACGUCAAACAACCGAAAGUGUAGCUUGCUCUUGGAAUUUGGAGGGCGAUCCCAAAACAGGUUUGUGUUUUGCAUUUAUUGGUUACUACGCAAGACUAAACCUCAUGCAACUGAUGAACUGAGCCGAGCAGAGCUGAACUUAACUUAACUUAACUAAAGCAUGGAUCAAUCGAGGAUGAGAGUGCAUGAGUUGGCAGUCACGUGACCUUGGUUAGCUGUUCUUAUAUGCUUUCCCAACACUACUAUCAUGUAUUCUAUUUAAGUUAAAACAUAGUUGGAACACGCUUCAAACCUUUAUUUUGUUAAUCUAGAGCUUGAAAUGACCCCUGUAACGAUGCAUGACUGCCAACUCUCAUCAACGUUUGACCAGAGCUUAAAGUUCAUUUGUACUGAAUACCUUUGUUAGUUCUAAACUGUUCUCCCAAGAAGGUUAAUUAAUGAAAGCGGUUCGUUAUUGGUACAGUAUUGUUACUAGAGGAGGAAACCUAAACUCAGCUACUCCUAUUUAUACUGAAUAACUUUAUCAGUUUUAAUCUGUUCUAUUUAGAGGUUUAUAAAGGUCAAUCUCUUACUUGUCCAGGAGAAACCAGAGUACCCAAAUUAAAGAUAAUCUAUUCUGUUUGGUGGACUGAACCUGGAGUGCUUUUCUCACAUGUGACUAAGGCAAAAUUAUAAUCCGACAACUGUAUAUUACAGGAAUUGGGGCCCAACAAGCGACAGCAUAGAUGAAAUGAAGGGCACAUGCAUUCAUCACUCCACACAUCAAAGAGAAUGUUUUACCAAAUAUAAACGUUGAAUAUUAAACAACAACAAUAACAACAGCAAAAAAGCACAAAGCACAAGCGACAGUAGCCACUGCAACAACUUCAAAAAUAUAGCAGCACUACGAGCUAAAACAAGAGCAACUAGAGGGCACUCAGAGACUGCAUACCUCCGCCCGCUACUCGGAAGUGAAAAAAGCGCAAACUAUUGAAGUAAUCUAUUGUUAUUAUAAUUUGAAUGGCCUAGCACUUUGCUGAACGCAAUGAUGCGUAACUCCGUAAGCCUUGUUUUAUACAUUGAAUUUCGGAAAUUAAUUUAUUACUACUAUUAUCAAAAUUGACUAUUGUCUUAAUCACAUUCGACGCGACCGAAAUUCGGCGUAUAAAGGCCUGAUUCGAUUCCACGGGCGCUUUUUCUCGGCGAAAUGCGAAAUAUUUCGCCUGUUUCUUUUGAAUUGUGGGCAAUCAAGUAGAAAUAAUUUAUUCGAGUGGUCGCAAUUCAAAAGAAACAGGCGAAAUAUUUCGCAUUUCGCUGAGAAAAAGCGCCCGUGGAAUCAGGCCUUAACAGCACAGGCGGUCCAAUCUCGCAGGGGUCAGUAUAGGCUUAUAGUAAUGUAUAUUAUAGUAAAAAUAUGUCAUAAAAUAUAAAUUUCAAAAUGAAAUUGCUUGCCUAUUUGAUAGUGUGUGUUCUCCUUUUAUUCCUCUUGGACUAAUAUUUCCCAAGACUUUGCACUCGAUGGUACUAAUAUACAUACUACAUGAUGAAGGCAAACUAUUUACAAUCGUCGAUCCGUCUGCACGGCACUUCGAAUCAAAAAUUAUCUCACUCAAAUCGCUUUAUUCUCCAAACAAAUUCGCCAGCAUGUAGAACAAAUGACGUUCUUCGAAAAUACGGAGAUACUUCGGCGAGAUGUGCAAGUUUUGGACCAUAUUUUAACAAUGGAAAUCAAAAUCUAUUUUAUAUUGAACUUACAAAGACCGACAAUUACUACCACGAUGCAUGGGCAACCAGGCCUCCUAAAACCGUUGGGAUUUACAGGGGGGAGGCCGCCUGCCUACAUCAUGAAAAUACCAAAAAGCGGGAAGUACAAUGGGAAACAACAUAUGUCCUGUAUAUAUCACGUAUGUUAUAAUAAGAAAUGUAUUUAAAACAAUUUAUGAUGUCGAUAUAUCAUAUUUCAAAUUAUCCUUUUUUAUAACGAAUUAACGUAACCCUCCCCCCCCGGUAGUAAUUGUCGGUCUUUGUAUUAAGUUCAAUAUAAAAUGGGUUUUGAUUUCCAUUGUUAAAAUACGGUCUCCGUAUUUUCGAAGAACGGCAUUUGUUCUACAUACUGGCGAAUUUGUUUGGAGAAUAAAACGAUUUGAGUGGGAAAAUUUUCGAUUCGAAGUGCCGUGCAGACGGAUCGACGAUUGUAAAUAGUUUGCCUUUAUCAUGUAGUAUGUAUUCUAGUACCAUCGAGUACAAAAUCUCGGAAAAUAUUAGUCCAACAAAAGAGGAAUACAAGGAGAACACACACGACCAAAUAGGCAAGUCGAUUUCAAUUUAAAAUUUAUAUUUUAUGACAUAUUUUUACUAUAAUAUACAUUGCUAUAAGUCUUAUACUGACCCUUGCGAGUUUGGGCCGCCUGUGAUAAAACGCGCCUAAAAUAUUGCCAGCGUGUAUAUAUUUACUACUGACCUAUUAUUAUUAUUACUAUUAAGAAAUUAGAAUAUAUUUGUAAAGCACACGAUUUUAGAGCAGCCUCCCUUAUAUAAGUGAAAUUUACAAUUGUAUAUAAUCUAAAAAGAUACCAUUGAUUACAUUAUUUGUAUACCUUUAUAUACCCUGUAUACUGCGUGCAUAAAUUAUGCACGUCCUAAUUACGCAUUCAGUGAGUUUUUUUUAAUUGACCGGGAAAAGCAAAACAAACUUUUGUUCAUUUCUCGUUCAAUUUUUAACCAAAUUUUAAUCAAUUCUUCCUUGGCCGAUGGGAAAUGCAUUAAAACAUUUCGUAUGAAUAUGUUUGGUAUUUUUUGAGUUAUCGUGCUCACAGACAAACACACAUACAAACCCUGAUGAUUACAUAACCUCCUGGCAAAGGUAACAACAACAACAACAACAACAACAACAACAACAACAACAGCAACAACGACAGCAACAACAACAACAACAACAACAACAACAACAACAACAACAACAACAACAACAACAACAACAACAACAGCAACAACAACAACAACAACAACAACAACAACAACAACAACAACAACAAGCAACAACAACAACAACAACAACAACAACAACAACAACAACAACAACAACAACAACAACAACAACAACUAACAACAACGAAAGCAGAAAUCUUUAAUAUAUCUAUUUUUCUUAGGUUCAUUUUCAAUUAUUCCCAAAGUCGGCUUUGAUGUCGGGGUGUUUGGUAUUUCAGUAUACUUUUACUUCGGCGCUAAUACAAAUUACUAUGCGAACUACAGAGUCUCAUUGUGUCUUCGCGAGAAAGAGGUACGACUUGCGAUCAUCCCUGGGGCAUGGGUGACUGUAUACGCAGGGGCAAGUCUUUCUGUAUUAAUCGUGAAGGCUGGUGUGACGGUAGAGGCAAAACUACUGGAAACCUACCUUAUCCCUGAGGUCGCCAUUCGUGUCAACAAAUGGCCGUUGCGUGCAUGUUUGGAAAUGAAGCUGCAAAUGACUCCUUUAUCUAUUCGUGUGUACUUGUGGUAUCAGUUCAGAUCUAUAAGAGUCAGAUGGAAGAAAUGGUUUAAAAUUCGCAUCUCAAUCGGUUGGGGUUCAAAGAAUACGUUCGCUGAAUGGACUUGGUCGUCUCGGUCUAUCCAUAAAACCGUACUCAGUACUUGCGAACGAGAUACAGACAACACACCCCCCGGAGUAGGACAAUGUACCGCAAAACAGGUCGGGAAUAAGAAGUAUUUCGUCCAAUGGCAUGGUUUCACUGAGGACACAAAGAUUCAGAAUUAUGUCGUCAUAAUCGGCUCGAUCAGAGGGUCCGGCGAUGACCAUUAUUCCAUACACGGAGAAACACAGAGCUUGCUAGUUUCAGACCUCGACAUCAUGCAUGGUCGUUCUGUGUACGCGGCCGUAUAUGCGUAUAAUGGUUUUGGACUAAAAAGCCCGGUUGCUGAUUGCCCGAUGUUUACUGCAAGGCGACGGUCUCCGAUUCUUACGUUCGUACACGAUAGUAAAACGUCGGGUGACAUCGACUACCAGUCGGAUACGACCAGUCUUGCUGUGGAGUAUGGUUUUGAGGGGACUUUCGGGGAUCUUUCGAGCGUUAAAUGGGGGAUAUCAAGUUCGCCGAAAUGUACCUUGUCUGAAAGCGAGGCUGAUGUUCUAAGUUUGCGAGAAGUCGGGGAAAGCUACACUAUUAAGAAGACGGAGUUAGAGUUAGUGAAUGGCGGGAAAUAUUAUAUCCGGGUUCAACUUGUCAACCUCUUGGGAUUGGCUACCGUUGCUUGUAGUGAUGGCGUUACCAUAGAUACCACGCCACCUGUGCCACGUGACUUCACGGUCGGAAAAGAUGGUACGGGAUUCGUAACCUCAGUGAGACGAAUCUCUGGGAAGUUUCAACAAUUUCUAGACAACGAAAGCCCCAUGGUGCGCUAUGAGUGGAAACUUAUCGAUCAAGACACCGGUAGUGACGUCAUACCUUUUAAGACAAUACCGCUGACCCAAAAGUCGCCAUUGCUCGACGGCUUAAGUUUGACGUCUGGGAAAAAGUACACCGCUGUACUAAAAGGUACUAAUGCCGCAAGCCUAUACGCUACGGUAAACGUGUCGGGUAUUAUCCCUGAUGAUACAAUUCCAUCAUGCAAUGGACCACCACGUGACGUCAUAAACUUCGAUGACGUAAUAGAUAAAGAUUUCGUUCGGCAACUUAAUAACCUCACCUACAUGUUCUCGUGUCACGAUGAUGAAAGUGGCAUCCAGUCCAUUCGCGCGGCAGUGGGCACUUACCCGGGUGGGGAAAACAUCCACCUCUUUGUCAACAUUGGUGAGCUGGUAACUAGAAUAUCUGAUGACUCCAAAACCACGUGGAUAGUUUUUGAUGACGUAAAUGUGACGUCAUUGGUUCAGUACUACGUCACAAUCAAAGUUCGAAAUAAUGCAGGUUUGGUUAAGACGAUUUCCUCAGAUGGGAUACUUAUGGAUACAACGGGACCAACAGUGUUACCAACCUACAUCAGAGAUGGACACCAUGGGAUAGACAGGAAAUUUAGUUCAGGUUUUGAUAUUUAUCCAGCUCACUGGGAGAACGCAUUUGCAGAUGCUGAAAGUGGAAUUGGAGAAUACUUUGUAGGUCUGGGUACGAGUCCUGGGAAAGAUGACACAUCAGCUUUCAAAAGCAACGGUUUGAGCAUUCAAGUGUUGGUCAGCAGUAGUGCCUUGCAAAGUGGUGUAACAUACUAUGUGACGGUGAUAGCCUGUAACCGAGUGCGCAUGUGUGUGAAUGGUAGCAGCAACGGCGCUAUGGUGGAUUUCAUGCCACCACAUCCGGGUUCCGUCAUUGCCGGUCACGUGGGACCACCACUAGAAGUCACGUGGAUCAACAAAGCAGCAUGGGCCCGCUGGCAGUGGUGUCCAGCAGACAGAGCCAAGCAACAAUUCAUCGCCGACACAUGUGACCUGCUGAGUUUCUACGACAAACAUUCAGGAAUAAAACGUUUUGGCUUAUCUGUGCUCUCGUACGAUACUGCCGAACUGUUGGUGCCAGUCAAGAUCGUGGGCCGCGUUGUAGUCAGCGGUCUACAUGUAGUUAUGCCUAAUGGUGUUUUCUCUGUGGUUGUCGAAGCUGAAGAUCGCGCCGGAGUUCGUUCGAAUUCAAUAUCAGAAUCGUUCAUUAUUGAUGCCACUCCACCUUGGGUAGUCAAGCUUUACCAUGGUAACGAAGGCCAGCCAAUCAGAUACACGAGUAGCCAAAAUCACGUGUUCUCUGCAUACUUCGAGAUGACCGAAGAUGUGUCGGACAUUGUUCAGUACAGCCUCGGUGUGUCGUCGUAUCCCGAAGGCGAUGAUGUCCUACCGUUCGCAAGCCACCAGCCUGAUGUUGUAUCUAAUGUUAUUCGUGUAAAUUGGACAUCGACCACAACAACUUCUUUAGCAAAUGGACGGAAAUACUACAUAACAGUGAAAGGUACUAACUCUGCUGGUCUAUUUAUAGUAGCCACGUCACUGCCGUUGGUGUUUGACGACGAAGCACCAUUAGUCACGCACGUAUUGGACGGAUGGGACACGCAAGAUGCUCAAUACCACUCAUUUCCAAGUAUCUACCGAAUGCAUUGGCGAGGCGUUACGGACGUUUCCGGAAUUGACGAAAUUAAAGUUUGUGUCAGCUCUACUCAAAAUCCUAAUAUUUGUGACAUCCAUCCUUUGGUGAAAAUAUCGAACACCUUAACUUCAUAUUCGUUUACCAAUAUUAACCUACAAUCGGGAACUUACUGCUACGCUUUACUGCAGCUUAACGAUAAAGCUGGUAACCUUGGGAAUCAUUGGACCAAUGGCGUCUUCGUUGAUACUAGUCCACCGACGACAGGGCGAGUUACAGACGGUCUGGGGAAGAGGGAUGUAGUUUUCCAACGAGAAAAAAACAUACUGUACGCAAGUUGGAAUGGAUUUUUUGAAAAUGAAACAUCGAUUCAUCACUAUGAACUUGCAUUCGGGACAUCGCAAAAUAGUUCAGAUGUUCAACCUUUUACUGAUGUUGGUCUAGUCACUUCAUCUGCAAGUUCGAACUUGCUCGUUUCAGAACUUAAAAACGGCGUGACCUAUUUCGCUCGAGUUAUUGCGUUUAAUAUAUUGGGAGUUCCUGGCAAGAUUGCCGCGUCCGAUGGUGUUUUAAUUGAUUCAACGCCACCAACAUUUUCGGCCCCAGUUUCCGACGGAGUUUACCUUCAUCUUGACCUUGAUUAUACCAGUCAUGUGACUUCGCUAUCUGUAAGCUGGAAAUGCGAAGAUGCUGAUAGUGGGCUAGCUCAGGCAUUUGUCGGGUUCGGGGCUCAGCCUGGCAUUCUGGAUGUUGCGGGUUAUCAGGUUGUGUUGCCUUACCAAACUAUGUAUACAUUAGCAAAUCUCACUCUGUCCCAGGGCUACAGAUAUUUUGCCACGGUCAAAUGCGUCAACCGAGUCGGUUUGCAAAACUCGUUGUCCAGCGAUGGCGUCACUAUUGAUGCUACGCCACCGUUGCUAGGUUACAUCAACGAUGGCGACAGUCCUUAUCAAGAUGCUGACUAUAUUGGUCUUGGCUCUCACGUGACAGUUAACUGGAAAUUCACUGACGCGGAAAGUCAUGUGACCGGGUACCAAAUUUCCAUUUAUCAGAAGCCGAAUGGCGUCCGGGUCAUUGGACCAUCGGAAGCACCCGGAAAUAGGAGGUUCACGAAAAUUGCAUUACGAGGAGACGAACUGAAAAACGGUCACAAGUAUGCAUUUUCGGUGACGGCUCGAAAUCGAGCUGGACUUAAUAUAACUGGAGUGAGCAAUGGUUUUGUAGUGGACGGGUCAGCCCCAACGUGUUCAAAUGUGUAUGAUGCUACUUUAGAUGGGACUAAGACUAAUUUUGUGGGUCAAAUAAGGAAGCUAGUGGUUCAUUUCGACUGUAGUGACAAUGAAACAGGGAUUAAUGCAUACCAGUUUGCUAUAAAAGACAUCGACACAUCUCGUUUUAUUCUUCCAUUCCAUAAAAUAAAAGGACUUUCAACUCUUUCCUCUCUUGUGGUUGUUAACGGGGCUGGAAAACGAAUUAUAGAACUUCAAAAUGGCGGUCGUUAUCAAGUUGGGCUCCGAGCUACGAACAAUGUGAACCUUUCAAGAGAAUACUGGACUCCAGGAGUUAUAGUCGAUACCACUCCUCCCGUAUUUAGCAAAGUUGAAGCCUCGUUUCAAGUCCAAAGUGAAACGAUCAAAAUUGUCUGGAAACUUGUUGAUAAUGAAAGCGGGAUAGAAACUGUAUCAUGGUCGCUCAAUACAUCACCAGAUGUGGAAAAUCCAGAAAACUUUACCGAAAUUUCACGAAAUUCUACAGAACUCUUCAUUUCUGGGAUUUCUUUCAAACUUGGCCAGACUUACUACGUAUAUUUCACAGUUACUAACACAGCUGGACGAUCGACGUUGUUUGUGUCGGACGGUGUCGUGAUUGAUCGUACUCCACCAUCGCCUGGUCGGGUGUCGGCCGACUUCGUAGUGCCGGCAAAUUACGAUGGUAAUCCAAAUGUAACCACGGGUGCUUCGUUUACUGUGAAAUGGAGCGGGUUUGUAGACCAGGAAAGUGGAGUAAGGGUGUAUGAAUGGGCAAUUGGACCGUCUGCUGAGCAGAUGAAACUCCUGGGCAAUGUGUUUUACAGAAAAAUCCAAUUUACAGGUUAA